CAGAAACUGCAUUGACUGCUUAACCGCUUGCUGUCAUCUUGUACUCUCUCCUUGCAAGAAUAAAACAGGCAAAUUCAUUGACUCAGAUCUUUAUUAUAAAAAAACCAUCCACAGCAGAAAGUCGACUGAGGUUAACAAUGGCAGCCGCGAUGUCAUUGUGGGUGGUGGCUACCGUGUUUUAUGGAGCCUCCUUAGGAAUGACACAGGCUUCAUGCAACGGGCUUUUACUUGACAUGGCUGCGGAUGCUGUUGACGACAUGUACGACGGCUGCAGAGACAAGAUGGAGUGCAAAGUGAGGAGGGACUAUCUACUCAAUGAGCAGAACCAAGACAAAAAGAUGACACUGGCCUGGACAGAAGCUGAGGAAUACUACAAGAAAAAAUGGGGGCGCAAGAAGUCGAGGAGACCCUCCAGUGCACUGGGGAAAGAACAAAUAAUGGCUAUUUAUAUUUACUCCCUUGACAAACCCCCAAUCUACUUAGAUUUCAAUACUGCAGUGCGAAGCCAGAGGUCCAAGUACAAGACCACAUUCAGAUAUCACACGCUUCACUUCUUCCUGACAGAUGCCAUCAAAACUCUGAGGUCACGUCGGACUGCAGCAGAAAAAUGCGUGACCAUCUUCCGAAGGGUGAAUGCUUCCUUCCGUCAAAAAGAUCUCAACAAACCGAUCCGCUUCGGCGCUUUCACGUCUGGUUCAAUGGGUCAGUACCUGAGUGCAGAAAAAUACGGAAACAAAACAUGCUUUGAGGUGACCACAUGCUUUGGAGCAGAUAUCUCACUCUACUCUAAGCUUGGAGAGUCUGAGAGGGAAGUCUUAAUUCCUCCCUAUGAGCUUUUCAAGGUGACCAAGAUAGAAAGAAGCACUGCCAACAUGAUACUUCCGUGUGAGGUGGUUUACCAACUGAAAAGUAUGGGGAAAACACAGUCCAAUUUGAAUUGUGCUCUCUUUUCAAACUAGAAAACAUUUGAUUUUGAGUACAAACAGUUCCGCUUAAGGUAGACCAGAUAUGUUCAAUGUCCAGCCCAGGGGUUAAAAAAUGAAACAUGCCCACAUCAAAACUUUACAAAGGAGCAUCAGGGUGACAUGUAAAAUAAACAGUAGGAUAAAAGUUAUAAUGUUUCCAAAAAAAAGUUGAAAUGUUACAAGAUAUCACACUCAAGACACCCUUGAAGAUAAGAUAAGAUAAAAUAAGAUAAGAUAAGCCUUUAUUAGUCCCACAAGGGGAAAUUCCAGGGUUGCAGCAGCAAAAGCAAGAGUACAAAAAGCACACAAGAGCGUAGAAAGUGCAAAAUCAAGACAAUCAGGCAAAUAUAAAACUAAAUGCAAUUAAUUGUUCUACUUUAGCCAAUGCUUUUUUGCUAACAUAGGUAGACUGGAAGGAAAGUACUGUGGUACGGUAGGUACGUACUGCAGGUAGCAGGUGCAGUGAGGUUCUUGACUGGUGAAUAGGGGUGGGUGUACUCCAUAGAGCGAGACCUUGCAAAUCCAUCCAAUGAAAAAGUGAAAAUCAUGCGCAUGUAUAAGUCUUUGUAUCUACUGCAGUGUUGUUGUAAUGAUAAAUUGUCGUUGCCAAUAAAUGUGUGUGUGACCAUUUCAUCCAGCACAGGGUAGCAGAGACACAUUUCAUUGCUAUUGUCACUGUCACUGUCUUUGUUUUUAUUUUUUUUUUGUUUACAUGUCGUGUACAGACUAUGAAGUACUGAAAAUAAAUUUUUCCAUCUUC
Molecule: messenger RNA, 1725 nt
Organism: Dunckerocampus dactyliophorus (ringed pipefish)
Lineage: Eukaryota; Metazoa; Chordata; Actinopteri; Syngnathiformes; Syngnathidae
Product: erythroblast NAD(P)(+)--arginine ADP-ribosyltransferase-like
Exons: 3
Coding region: 138-959 (273 amino acids)
Molecular function (GO): NAD+-protein-arginine ADP-ribosyltransferase activity; NAD+ poly-ADP-ribosyltransferase activity
Source: RefSeq, a predicted model, not a curated record